ACGGUUCGUCGCUCAAGAUUGAAAGUACAUAAAGAACGAGGCCUGUUAAACUUCACCACAGAGAGGAGAUUACGAAGUGUCGAAGUGUUCACCAAAGUAACGAACACCAUGAAGAUCGUUGUGAUUUUUGCCCUUCUCUUCGAAGUUUGCCACGCAUCUUCUCUCCACCUUCCAGCAUUCCUUCCAACUUUUAUAGCCCCUCUUCACACUAUUGAUGAGAAACCUCAAAAAGCUGAUACCACGAUUUCAAAUAAAAAUGUGAACGUAGUUGUAACGGUUGAUCCAAAAACGGUGGCAAGUGAAUUGAUGAAACUGAUUGAAGAGAGGACGGGUAAGCAUCAAGGGAGAAGAACGCUAGACACGUACCACACUAUGGAGGACAUAGAGAAGGUGAUAACACCAGUUCUGGCUCCAGCCAGGCGAAGUAAUGCACCAUCAGCGUUUGAGACAGCCUACGCCCUAGAUCACAUCACACGACGGGCUCUCACAAAGGACGGAACCAAGCCACCAACGAUUGAGGAGGAAAUCGCGACGCGAAAUGUCGUAGCGGAGAUGAUGAAGACCCUGCGGAGCUUGACGGAAGGGGAAGCCAAGAAGGAUGAACCAAAGAAGAAGCAACAAGGGGCGGUUCCAAUCGCACAAAGAUCAUUGGUCGAUACUCACGACAUUAGCCAUAUUAAACGUGCAGAGGCGAAACCAAAUGAUGAUGAUGACCUCAUUACUCUGGAACUUGAAGUUUCGAAAGCGGCUUUGAGACGCGCAUUAGUAGCAUGAAUAAUAUUGAAUGAUGGUAUAAUAAUUGUCGAAAUUCGAAUGUAAUUAUUUUUCAAUCUAAAGAAGAGAAUAAACAAGUGAUGAUUGGAUGCAGAGUU
Molecule: messenger RNA, 872 nt
Organism: Diachasma alloeum
Lineage: Eukaryota; Metazoa; Arthropoda; Insecta; Hymenoptera; Braconidae
Exons: 3
Coding region: 109-774 (221 amino acids)
Source: RefSeq, a predicted model, not a curated record